Labeo rohita (rohu) is the source of this 6074-nucleotide messenger RNA. RefSeq names its product DNA topoisomerase Ib (gene top1b). Lineage: Eukaryota; Metazoa; Chordata; Actinopteri; Cypriniformes; Cyprinidae. Gene Ontology annotation, biological process: chromosome segregation; DNA topological change; DNA replication. The record is from RefSeq and is a predicted model, not a curated record. Gene Ontology annotation, molecular function: DNA topoisomerase type I (single strand cut, ATP-independent) activity; DNA binding. Gene Ontology annotation, cellular component: chromosome; nucleolus.
AGCGCAUGCGCAGUAACGGUACAGUCAGACUUAGCUCGACGACUGAAGUGUGCUAUCAUCUGUCACAGCUUUUUAAACACCGGCAGCUUCAUCAUUUGCAGUUAAUACCUUCAUCAUCACAUUGUUCAUCAUCAGUGUGUCAUCAUGAGUGGAGAUCACGCACACAAACAACAUCAGAUGGAGUCCGGGUCUGUGGACUACAAUUCACACAAACACAAGGACAAACAUAAAGACAGAGAACACAGCCACAAAGAGCACAAGAGAGACAAGGAGCGAGAAAACUCGAAGAACGGCAACAGCGAACACAAAAGCUCUUCUGAGAAGAAGCAUCGAGAGAAAGAAAAAGAGCGGCUUAAGCACAAAGAAAAGCAAAAAGAAGAAAAGUUUCAUGGUUCUGAUGGGAAAUAUCGAGAUAAAGAGAACGGUUUUGUAAGCUCUCUGUCAAUUAAAGUGGAGGAGGACAAUGGCUAUCAUCACAACAUCAAACAUGAGAAAGCACUCAAGAGAGAGAGGGAUGAAGACGACAGGUGUGAACACAAACCCAAAAAGGUAAAAGUGGACAGCGAGAAGAAAGUGAAAAAACGUAAACAGGAGGACGACGACAGCGAUUAUGGGGAGAGGGAGGAAAAGAAACCAAAGAAGAGGAUGAAAGAGGUAAAGAAAGACACCACUGGAGGGAAGAAGAAAGCUAAAAAUGAGCCGGAGGAGAAGUGGAAAUGGUGGGAAGAGGAGAAAUACACAGAUGGCUCCAAAUGGAGGUUUCUGGAGCAUAAAGGGCCUGUGUUCCCCCCGCCGUAUGAACCCCUGCCAGACCGUAUCAGGUUUUAUUAUGAUGGAAAGGCCAUGAAACUAAGCCCUGGUGCAGAGGAAGUGGCCACGUUUUAUGCAAAAAUGCUCGACCAUGAGUACACAACUAAAGACAUAUUUAGAAAGAACUUCUUUAAAGAUUGGAGGAAGGAAAUGACGUCAGAGGAGAAGUCGAAAAUCACGGAGCUCAAGAAGUGUGACUUCAAUGAGAUGCACGAGUACUUUAAAGCACAAUCUGAGGCCAGAAAACAGAUGUCAAAAGAGGAGAAACAGAAAAUCAAAGAAGAGAACGAGCGCAUUCUGCAGGAGUACGGAUACUGCGUCAUGGACAAUCACAGGGAGCGGAUCGGUAAUUUUCGGAUCGAGCCGCCGGGUCUGUUCCGCGGCCGCGGGGAUCAUCCUAAGAUGGGCAAACUGAAACGCCGCAUCGCCCCCGAGGACAUCAUCAUCAACUGCAGCAAAGAUUCGGUUCACCCUAAACCGCCGCCCGGCACCAGGUGGAAGGAAGUUCGUCAUGACAACAAAGUCACAUGGCUGGUGUCGUGGACGGAGAACAUUCAAGGCUCCAUCAAAUACAUCAUGCUCAACCCCAGCUCCAGAAUCAAGGGUGAGAAGGACUGGCAGAAGUACGAGACGGCGCGGCGGCUGAAGAAGUGCGUGGAGCGCAUCCGAGCGCAGUACCGCGAGGACUGGAGGAGUAAAGAGAUGAGGAUCAGACAGAGAGCCGUCGCUCUUUACUUCAUUGACAAGUUGGCUCUGAGGGCCGGUAAUGAGAAGGACGAGGGGGAGACGGCAGAUACGGUGGGCUGCUGCUCUCUGCGUGUGGAGCACAUCAGACUGCACACUCAGCUGGACGGACAGGAGUAUGUGGUGGAGCUCGACUUCCCGGGAAAAGACUCCAUCCGUUACUACAACAAAGUCCCCGUGGAGAAAAGAGUCUUUAAAAACCUUCAGUUGUUCCUUGAAAACAAGCAGGGGAAAGAUGAUCUGUUUGACCGACUCAAUACAUCAAUUCUAAAUAAGCAUCUCCAGGAGUUGAUGGAUGGGUUGACAGCAAAAGUAUUUCGCACUUACAACGCGUCCAUUACCCUUCAACAGCAGCUCAAGGAACUGACCAGCCCUGAUGAAAACAUCCCUGAGAAGAUCCUCUCCUACAACAGAGCGAACCGAGCUGUGGCUGUUCUCUGCAACCACCAGAGGGCGCCACCAAAAACCUUUGAGAAAUCCAUGCACAAUUUACAGAGCAAGAUAGACGAGAAGAAGAAACAGCUCUCUGCUGCCAAGAAGGAACUUAAAGCAGCCAAAGCCGACGCCAAGAUGCUUCACGAUGAGAAAAGUAAAAAGGCUGUGGAGAUGAAGAAGAAGGCAGUGCAGAGGAUAUCUGAACAGCUGAUGAAGCUGGAGGUUCAAGCCACAGAUCGUGAGGAGAAUAAACAGAUUGCGUUAGGCACAUCUAAACUCAACUACUUGGACCCGCGAAUCUCAGUCGCCUGGUGCAAAAAGUGGGGAGUUCCCAUUGAGAAGAUCUACAACAAAACACAGCGAGAAAAGUUCGCCUGGGCUAUCGACAUGACAGAUGAGGACUUUGAGUUUUAAAGCUUUUAUUGUUGAUAUUUUGAUGAAUUGUUUAUCAAGGAGAUUUAGCGUAAGAUAAUGAAAAAAUAAAUACAGAACAAACCUGUAGUUUCUCUCAAAGUGAGGGUGUAAAUUAAUUGAGUGAUUAUUUAACCCAGACUGUUUUUUUUGAAAACAAAAGCGGGCCCAGUACUGAGCCUUGCUGAACACCGUGUUUCAGUUGUUUCAUAUCAUGCCUUGAUUUUUUAACCUGAUCUCAUGACGAAAACGUACCUGUGGGAACACCAAAUACAUGCCGGCAUGUAGGGUACAACAGGGCUAAAAAUACCCCGUAGGUGGCAAGGGCGUUCUUUUACCCCACACACGGGGUAAAAGGCACACAAUAUUGAUACUUUAUACUUUAGCUAAAAUACUAUUUUUUAAUCAUUUUUAAAUAAUGUAAUGAAUACUUGUUCAAAACAAUCACUUUAGCAAAGUUUGUACUAUUUUCUGCUUAUUUCGAUAAAUAUUUAAUGAUAUACUGUCAUUAAACUAUGUUAAUAUAAAACAUGUUUUAAAAUACAGAAAAUCAUUUUUAAAUGUAAAGAUUCUGAAAGCAUUGAAGGAGAUCCCAUAAUAAUUUAAUGUAGAUUUACAGUAGUAACAACAAAUGAUGUUUCAUUAUAUGAUAUGAUUAAAAUCAUGUUUUUAAAUAUGAUGGUUUCAUUUGUAAACAUGGUGAUUAUUUCUAAGAUGGACACCCAACAUAAUAUGUGACCCUGGACCACAAAACCAGUCUUAAGUCGCUGGGGUAUAUUUGUAGCAAUAGCUCAAAAUACAUUGUAUGGGUCAAAAUUAUUGAUUUUUCUUUUAUGCCAAAAAUCAUUAGGAAAUUAAGCAAAGAUCAUGUUCCAUGAAGAUAUUUUUCCAAAAUUCCUACUGUAAAUAUAUCAAAACUUAAUUUUUGAUUAGUAAUAUGCAUUAUUACGAACUUUAUUUGGACAACUUUAAAGUCGAUUUUCUUAGUAUUUAGAUACUUUUUGCACCCUCAGAUUCCAGAUAUUCAAAUAGUUGUAUCUCAGCCAAAUUUUAUAUGCUAACAAAACAUACAUCAAUGGAAAGCUUAUUUAUUCAGCUUUUAGAUUAUGUAUAAAUCUCAAUUUCGAAAAAUUUACCCUUAUGACUUUUUUGUUUUGUGGUCCAGGGUCACAUAUAUGGUAUUCACCAUCUGAAUCUAACCAUGUCAUGUCAACAAAUGGAAAAUUCAGCCUUCUGUUAAUUAUCAUGUUAAUUAUUGUGCCUUUUAGCCCCAACAGCAGGACGCUUUUUACCGCAAGUACCAUACUUUUACAUAUUCUUUCAUUUAAAAAAAAAAUUAAAAAACUGCUGUUUUAAUCAUCUUAAAACUGAAAAUCAUUAAGAAGACCUUUGUUUCAAAUCAUUUAAAUAAUUUGAGCGAUUCCUAUUUGCUAUUUCAAUCUACAACAUUUGCAGAAACAUAAAACAUUAGAUAAAGUAAGCACAGAAUCGGCUUUGUGCUGCUGCCCACAAUUGCAUCAAGGAUCAGACAAAUUUGCACGUGCAUCUUGAAAAGCGAAUGUUUUGGCAAGUGCUACGCCAUGUUUUUCUGCCAUCUAGUGGUUAAGAGGAAAAUAAUAUCAAAGGCACCUUUAGCUCUGUUGUUCCUUACCAUCUGUGCUACACCUAAACCUACCUGAUAGUAUAGACAACAGCGAAUGUGAUGUAAAAAUGCAAUCUCAUUUUAGCUUGUUUUUCUUUCAGCUCUUUCAUUGUGAGUCAUGUUUUUCACCGGAUUCGUACCCAUUCAUAUCCUAAAUCCAAUUCUGUGCCGGCUGAGCUACCGAGCGAGCUUGUUAGUAAAACAUAUGGAGCUGUAAUCAUAACUGUGUACGAAAACGAUUACAGGUGUUUGUGUUUUAUGUGUUCAUUUCUGUUGGAAACUACUGUGAUAUAUACUUAUUGGUACAUAUUUUGUGUCUUGCAAAAAAGUUCCCACAGGUACGUUUUCGUCUUGAGAUCAGGUGGUGAUUGUUGGUAUCCUUUAGUUUUAGCCUUCAUAUUUAUUGAUGAAUUGUAAAUUUUAAUAGAAAAAAAUAAUAUUGUAACCCAAGGAAUCCCCCCUUAAAUUAUAGAAAUGUUUAAUGAGUUGUGUGUAAAAGCGAGUAAGAAAAUGUUUUUUUUUAGCUGACAGGUAAUCAGAGGCACUAAUGUCAUGAUGAGGCAAUGCAGCAAAAUGUGAAUAUAGUGCUUUUCCCUUUUUUUUGUAUUUUGUUUUUAAAGUUUCUUUCAGGGAUGUGCAUUUGGUUUUUUUAAUGUGUUUGAAGAAAUGUAUUUUACCAAAAGAAUAUGAUUUUAAUGAUGUUUAGCAUUCCUUUUUAUUCUGAAAUUUAAUUUCUGUGCAUUAGCUGUGGUGUAACAGUUUUUCAUGCUAGAAAAUUAUUUAUAUAUUUCAUAGCACGUUGUAUGUGACCCUGGACCACAAAGCCAGCCAUAAGGGUCAACUUUGCAACUGCGAUUUAUAAAGGUUUUUAAAGAAGUCAAUAAAUUAAUAAAUACAACUCUUUGAGAUACAACUAUUUGAAAAUUUGAAAUAUGAGGGUGCAAAAAAUCUAAAUAUUGAGAAAAUCGCCUUUAAAGUUGUCCAAAUUAAGUUCUUAGCAAUGCAUAUUACUAAUCAUAAAUUAGUUUUGAUAUAUUUACAGUAGGAUAUGUACAAAAUAUCUUCGCGGAACAUUAUAUUUAUUUAAAUCAAUCAUUUUGACCCAUACAAAAAUGUUUGUUGGCUAUUUCUACAAAUAUACCCAUGCUACUUAAGUUUUGUGGUCCAGGGUCACAUUUAUGAAAACUUGUUUUAAGAUGGUAAGUCUUUAAACUAUGAAUCCAUAAAAGAAAAAGUUCACUUUAAUGUAUUUAUAGAAAUCUAUUAGGUCAUGUACUUUUUAAUUUGAAGUCUUGUAAGGCCCUGCUUACAGUUUUUAAGAAGAGCAUAUGUACGGCAUAUCCAUCUUUCACCCAAAUUUACAGCUGUUUUAUUUUAUAACAUUUUAAAAAUAUGAAAAAACGUAUCCAUAAGAAAAUAUUUUUUAUACCAACUGAGAGAAGGGCCAUUUCUGUAGGACUGCUUUUUGUAUAUUUUAAGUGGCUAUAAAUUUCACUUAAGUCAUAUGGUUCCUGAUAGAGCACAAAUAUUGUUGUAAAUGUUAUAUGCUAGAUUAAUAACACCAUUAAACACACUCUCAUUUUUCUGUAUUUCAUUGGACCGUAUAACAAUGCAAGCUUGAAUGUUGAUUUUGCUUUGUAUUAGUGUAUUUGGACAUCAUCAGGUUACACAGUCCUUUUGUGAAGGUUAUGUACUCAGUGUAAUUAUUGACAGUUUAACCGUACAUUAACUCUUAGUGUAAGCCAUGUUAAGUUUAAGACUGAUUUUUAAGUGGGUUGAUUCACAUAGAGAUUGCUUACAAUAAAUGAAUGGCAGAGAAAUGUAUAUGUAAUUUAAAUGAUAUUGGGUUUUGAAUGCAGGAAACUGAAGUUAAUAGAAAUGAGACUAUUUUAGAAAAGACUAGCGUCCUAUGUAGGUAACGGACAGAUGUAUACGUACAGAAUAUGAAAUAACUUCAUCUAAAGAUGAUUUUUCUUGUUGAAACGUUUGUUUAUUAACAUUAUAUGCCUAGAAUAAAGGUUUUAAGGUCGUA